ACCACACAUUUUGCAAAAAUGCUGAGCUCAGUUACAGUACUUUGUUGCCAGGGGAUUUUCUUGGUCUUUGAGGGUUGGCUGGCCAAAUAUAAAAGGUGGAUUCCUUUAAGUCACGCGGUUGGCUACAAACUAAAACUGAAAAAAGAAAACGAAAGCAAGCGCAUAAAAUAUAAAAUCUGUUCUUGUCAACAUUAUCACUUGACUUGGCACUCUGCACUCCAAAGCAACACAGGUAAAGCGCAGUGAUGGGAGGAGCAUAUUUCAGUCAGCCAUGGAGAGCUAUGCCAAAGGACAACCAGGAGAAUCUUGAUUUUGUGAAAUCCUACCAGCCUCGAAACAAAGAAGUCAAACAUCUCAGAAUUCUGCUUCAUGGACCAGUCGGUGCUGGCAAGUCCAGUUUCAUCAACUCUGUUGAAAGUGUUUUAAAAGGCAGAGUCACCGUUCGAGCUUUGACAGACGCAAUCUCUGGAAGCAGCUUUACCCAAAACUACACAACUUUUAAAAUCCACAAAGACCCUGAGAGCUUUUACUCUUUCAUUUUCAAUGACAUCAUGGGCUUUGAGCAAGAGACGGACAGUGGAGUUCCUGUGGAAGACGUCAAACUGGCCCUGAGAGGACAUGUGAAAGAGGGUUACAAGUUCGUUCCUGGAGGCCAAUUGAAGGAGACUGAUCAGGACUACAAGUUAUCUCCCACUCUGGAUGACAGAGUUCACGUUCUGGUUUCUGUCAUUCCUGUUAACUCAGUAUCUUUGAUGAGUGACAAAGUUGUGAAGAAGAUGAGAGACAUCAGACUAUCAGCCAGUGAAAUGGGAAUUCCUCAACUGGCUAUUCUCACCAAAGUUGAUGAAGCGUUUUCCAAGGGGAAAAAGAAUAUAGACAAAGUCUAUAAGAACAAGUACCUGAAGAAAAUGGUCAACCAAUUCAGCAUGUUGCUAGGCCUUCCACCCAACUGCAUCUUUCUUGUGAAGAACUACGAGUCAGAAAGCAACACGAACGAUGACACUGAUGCGCUGAUACUGAGCGCACUGAGACAGAUGAUUACCUUUGGAGAAGACUUCCUCGACAACCUGUAGACCGACGUACAGCUGAGGCAAACCUUGUAUGAUCAAAGCAUGAAAACAAGCAGUAAUGCACUUGUUAUCUUUAUGUUCAUUUUCAAGCAUGUUAUUCAUAUACUGCAGUAUUUAUAUCCAGACUGGUCUCCUAAAAAUUACAUUUCCACACAACAAAACUGCAUGCGCUUGUCAAGUACAUUUAGAAGGAAAUGCCUUUUCUCCCGGAUUACAUUUGUUUUUGACGUAUCACACUUGUAUAAGGCCUUGGUUGUAUUUACGCAAGGAUGGUCGCACACAUGAGCUAACGUUUACAUCUUUUACACUCCAUGUGGGUUUCUCCCAGCAGCUCAAAGUUCUCAAUUUUUUUCCGCCCAUCCACGUCCACGUAUAGUUAGAUAAAAUGUUGGCACGGAACCCCCCGUGAAGGGCCGUGUCUGAUAGUGUGAUGACUUUGGCCGUGUGGAGACUCGCGACCUUUGCAGAUGCAGCAAGCAUGGGUGCCGUAAGUGAGGGGGGCCAAGGGGCCAUUGGCCCACUUUACGGCCCUGUCCUACUUUCACU
Messenger RNA from Sebastes umbrosus (honeycomb rockfish), 1616 nucleotides. Its product is annotated as interferon-induced protein 44-like. Lineage: Eukaryota; Metazoa; Chordata; Actinopteri; Perciformes; Sebastidae. The coding region runs from base 246 to 1073 and encodes 275 amino acids. The record is from RefSeq and is a predicted model, not a curated record. The transcript has 8 exons.